GCCGCCGCCGCCGCCGCCACCCGGGCGACGCCGGGGGCAGACGCACUGCAGAGGUGCCGGCAGGUUCCGCCCGCGGAAGUCUCCUCGGCCGGCGCAGCCCGCGCUCCGCCCGCGCCCCGGCUUCGGCGGGCGCCCCCUCGACGCCUCGUCGGCCGCCUCAGCUCCGGCGCGCCCGCCCGCGCCCUCGCUUCGCCCCCUCUCCCUCCUCCCCGUCCCCUCGCCUGCCUUCACCUCUUCCCUCCGCACCUCCCCUCGGCUCGGUUUCCUCCCCCAUCCCCUUGACUCUUCCCCUCCCUCUGCCCUCGCGCUCUCUCCUCCGCUUCGCCCUCAGCGCGGCCCCCGCCAUGACGGAGGCGGGUGCCGGUGCCGUUGCCGCCGCCGCCGCCGCCGUCGCAGGGGGGGAGUCGGGUUCCCAGAAAGUAGCUUGAUGAGUGUCCAAAGUAGCAGUGGAAGUUUGGAGGGGCCGCCAUCUUGGUCCCAGCUCUCCACGUCUCCAACCCCGGGUUCGGCGGCGGCGGCCAGGUCCCUGCUGAAUCACACGCCGCCAUCCGGGAGGCCCAGGGAAGGUGCAAUGGAUGAACUUCAUAGUCUGGAUCCAAGAAGACAAGAAUUAUUGGAGGCUAGAUUUACAGGUGUAGCAAGUGGGAGCACUGGGAGCACUGGCAGUUGCAGUGUUGGAGCUAAAGCCUCAACAAAUAAUGAAAGCUCUAAUCACAGUUUUGGAAGCUUGGGAUCUUUAAGUGACAAAGAGUCGGAGACACCAGAGAAGAAGCAAUCGGAAUCAUCCAGGGGAAGAAAGAGAAAAGCAGAAAACCAGAAUGAAAGUAGUCAGGGAAAAAGUAUUGGGGGACGUGGCCACAAAAUUAGCGACUAUUUUGAAUACCAAGGUGGGAAUGGCUCAAGUCCAGUAAGAGGCAUACCUCCUGCAAUCCGUUCUCCUCAAAAUUCACAUUCACAUUCCACUCCUUCCUCAUCUCAUCCUCUUCUAGUUCCUUGUCAACAGGUUCGACCGAAUAGCCCUUCUCCUACUGCAUUAGCUUUUGGGGACCACCCUAUUUUACAACCAAAGCAGUUAUCUUUUAAAAUUACUCAGACUGAUCUCACAAUGCUGAAAUUAGCAGCAUUAGAAAGUAAUAAAAAUCAGGAUCUAGAAAAGAAGGAAGGUCGCAUAGAUGACUUGCUCAGGGCUAACUGUGAUCUCAGACGGCAAAUAGAUGAACAACAAAAAUUACUUGAAAAAUACAAGGAACGAUUAAAUAAGUGCAUAUCAAUGAGCAAGAAACUGCUUAUUGAAAAGAGUACGCAAGAAAAACUGUCAAGCAGAGAGAAGAGUAUGCAAGACAGAUUACGCCUUGGGCACUUCACAACAGUUAGACAUGGUGCUUCAUUUACUGAACAAUGGACAGAUGGCUUUGCAUUUCAGAACCUUGUAAAGCAGCAAGAAUGGGUGAACCAACAAAGGGAAGACAUUGAAAGACAAAGGAAACUUCUGGCCAAACGCAAACCUCCCACUGCUAAUAAUUCUCAGGCACCCUCUACCAAUUCAGAACCAAAACAGAGGAAAAACAAAGCUGUCAAUGGAGCAGAAAAUGAUCCCUUUGUUAGACCGAAUUUACCACAACUGUUGACUUUGGCAGAAUAUCAUGAGCAGGAAGAAAUUUUCAAACUUAGACUAGGACAUCUCAAAAAGGAAGAAGCAGAAAUUCAGGCAGAACUUGAACGUUUGGAAAGAGUCAGAAAUCUUCAUAUUCGAGAGCUUAAAAGAAUAAACAAUGAAGAUAAUUCUCAGUUCAAAGAUCACCCAACAUUAAAUGAAAGAUAUUUAUUACUUCAUCUGCUUGGUAGAGGUGGCUUUAGUGAAGUGUAUAAGGCUUUUGAUCUUUAUGAACAAAGGUAUGCAGCUGUGAAGAUCCAUCAGCUUAAUAAAAGUUGGAGGGAUGAGAAGAAGGAAAACUACCACAAACAUGCCUGUAGAGAAUAUAGGAUACACAAAGAACUGGAUCAUCCCAGAAUAGUCAAACUCUAUGAUUAUUUCUCCUUGGAUACAGACACGUUUUGUACAGUGUUAGAAUACUGUGAAGGCAAUGAUUUGGAUUUCUAUCUGAAGCAACAUAAAUUAAUGUCAGAGAAAGAAGCUAGGUCUAUUGUAAUGCAGAUUGUAAAUGCACUAAGAUAUCUCAAUGAAAUCAAACCCCCUAUUAUACAUUAUGAUCUAAAGCCAGGAAAUAUUCUUCUGGUAGAUGGAACAGCAUGUGGAGAAAUUAAAAUCACUGAUUUUGGUCUAUCCAAGAUUAUGGACGAUGAUAGCUAUGGCGUAGAUGGAAUGGAUCUAACUUCCCAAGGAGCAGGCACUUACUGGUAUUUACCUCCUGAGUGUUUUGUAGUUGGAAAAGAGCCACCAAAGAUUUCCAACAAGGUUGAUGUCUGGUCAGUCGGAGUCAUCUUCUUUCAGUGUCUGUAUGGUAGAAAGCCAUUUGGUCACAACCAAUCUCAACAAGACAUUCUUCAAGAAAAUACAAUAUUAAAAGCCACAGAAGUCCAGUUCCCUGUAAAACCAGUUGUAAGCAGUGAAGCAAAGGCCUUUAUAAGACGCUGUUUGGCAUACCGAAAAGAAGAUCGCUUUGAUGUACACCAGUUGGCAAGUGACCCAUACCUUCUCCCGCACAUGAGAAGAUCCAAUUCUUCAGGAAACUUACACAUGGUCGGGCUGACAGCAUCCCCUACACCUCCUUCUUCAAGCAUAAUUACUUACUGACUCUCCUUCAAAUUGGCAUGAUACCUUUGAAUUGCUUCCAGAUGUAUACUUGAGUUUGAGAACACUUUGAGUGGGUUUUUGUUGUUGUCGUUGUUGUUCUUGUUGUUACCAUUUUUACAGAGGACAUGGUUGAGAACUGAAGUUCUUCAUAAUACAUCAUUGGGUAUGAGAUGGAUCAUGGACAAUGAAUAAAUAUACUUUUGACUAUAACUUUGAGCAAUGACUGCCUGUUGUACAAAAACAGGAAGACCAUGUUAAAGAAGAAAAAUCAUUACUUUGGGAAAACACUGUAAAUAACGUUUAUAAUACAUUUGGUUGAUGUUAGAGAGUCCUAAUAUGAAGGAAGGGUAGUUUUUCAUUAUUUAAAAACACAUUUAAAAAAUGAGACAUUUCUAACAUAGGAACUAUAGUGCCUGGAUACAUUCUUCAGCAUUCGGCAGUUAAUCUGCUGAAACCAAAGUAAGAACUGAAUGACAGUGAAAGUUGUAUUUUAUAGAAAUAGAAUGUGAGAGUUAGAAUCUUUGGACAAAAUUAGACUUUGUCAUUUGCCUGUUAUGGCUUUUACCAAGUUGUACCUCGAAAUCACAUGUCCGUUUUUCUUCACUGGUUAUGUAACAGGAGAGCUACUCCUACAUACUUUACACCUUGGACAAAAUGAGCUGCUUGUUUUGAAAUCAGUUGAAUCCACUAAAUUGUAAUAUCUCCAGUGCUUUCAACAGAUACUUUUCUUUUAUCACCAGGCCUUGUUCAUUUUAACAGAUGACAGUAUGUAACCAAAUGUAGACCAGUUCUAUGCAGGAUAAUGAAAUUCCCUUCUAGCUCUAUUGUAAAUUGUUGUACAGAUGUCAUAAUUCAAUUACCAAAUUUCAGCAGCCUAUUCUUGUACAAAUGUUUAAAAAUAUGGCUUUUCUAAUUGGAUAUUGUAUUUUUUUUAAGUCUUCUUGAAGGCGCUUUAAUUGCUGCUAAAUGAUGUUGCUUCUUUGCUAAUCAAAUGACCUCCUUAAAGGUGCAAGUUGACUGUACAUCAUAGAGAGAUAGGAAAAACAGGCAUUUACUCAUUAAUAAUCACGGCAUGUAAAAGUGAGCCAUAUGGGGCAUAGAGAUUUCUCUAAGUCAGUUCCUUGGGUUCUAGGACUCCAGAGUACAUAUGUGCUAGAUUUAUAAAUCCUUUGUGGUUAUUCUACGUCCUAGAAGAUACCAAGCAAGGUAGGAUGGCCAUCCUAAUAAACAACAAAUUUCUUGUGGUUUGUACAGAUUUGUUAAAAUGUGAACAUUUCUAACUGCCCUGUAUGAUAGAAAGAAUUUUUCAGGAUUCUGUAUUCCACUCCUAUGAGGAUCUCUCUUCACUGUCACAGUCAUAAUGCUGAACUCAUAUAUAUAAGUUGUUCAUGCUGCCAAGAAAAAGGAGGUUGUGCUCGCCACAGAUUCUCUUUAAUGUUGUACAGUUGAACUUAGGCUCUUAUUUCUGAUGUUACAAGCCAUUUUGUGUGUUUUUUUCUCAUUGUACAUAGACACAUUGUCUCUUUACGAUGCUGCUGAAAUUGUAGAGAAUGUAGCCAAAACAGUAAUAAAACAAUGAGUAAUAAACAAUGACAGUUAAAAUUUAAAAGACUGAAAAUUACAUUCAAAGGGAGCUUUCAAGAUUCAGGCUAUUGAUUGAUAUGGCUCCUUUAAAAAAUCUGUUGAAUAUACUUCUUUUGAAGUAUAUUUAAAGAAUUGAUAAACUAGUAAACUAAACCUAAUAAAGUAUGAAUGCAAACUUUGCAUAGGGGAGGCCCAGAUUCAGUUCCCCAAACCAAAACAAAAAAUAGGCCUGGUAUUUUUACUGCCUAAUGCUGGGUGACACUAGCAGGAGUGAAUUAACGAAUAUACUCUGUAGAGUGAGGGAGAAAUCCUAAUCUAAAAAAAAAUCAUUGACACAGUAAUGAAACGAUAGCUUUAGGUAAUGCCCAAAAUUUUCAAAUUUCAUUCAGUUUUCACCUUUCUGAAUCAAAGUACCAUGUGUUUCAUAAUAAACCUGAAUUAAAAGAAUAUGCCCAGUUUCAUUAAAUUCUGGUGAGCUAUUGAGUCGACAUGUAAAUUUAAUAUGAGGUUGAAUAGUCCCAAAAACCAGACAAGGAAAAUCCCAUAAAAUGAAACUCCUUUCCCUUACCUAGGUUUACAGUAAAUAAUCAUUUCUCAGCCUUUUGGAUAAGAUCAAGUGUAGAAUCAAAGUUGUACAGAUGAUUCAACUUACCAACCCUUCCUCUUAAAGUUUUUCUUUUAAAGUGCUGUAAGUUUUCAAUAAGUAAUAUACCAGUAACCCAGCAAGUUAAAAAUAGCUAACUGAAUAAUUAUCUUCUCGUGGGAAUUGGUCUUUAUCACCAAAUAAUUUUAGUCACUGACAAUCUGAUUCUAAUAUCUUUUGAAGCUUAAAUUGAUUUUUCUGAACUUAAGAAUUUUGUCCUCAGAAUUUAAUAAAGCAUAUCUUAAUCUCUGAGAUAAUAGCAAAGGUCUUACCUCCCUUUAAAAGUUAGCACUGAUAUAAUGAAAAAUGUACAGGCUUUUGCAACUAUUUUUUAAAUCUUAUUUUGAUGUGAAUUAACUACUUGAGUGUGUAUGUGUAUGCGUGUGUGUGCACAAAGUGAGUAUAAGGCGAGGCGGAGGAAGGGUAGCAACCAUCUCAAUAAGUUAGAAAUUGAUUAGGUACUUGAUUUUUUUUUUAAUAAAAACUUGAUCUAAUAUUUUUCUUA
Molecule: messenger RNA, 5487 nt
Organism: Sorex araneus (European shrew)
Lineage: Eukaryota; Metazoa; Chordata; Mammalia; Eulipotyphla; Soricidae
Gene: TLK1
Product: tousled like kinase 1
Exons: 22
Coding region: 428-2755 (775 amino acids)
Biological process (GO): peptidyl-serine phosphorylation; chromosome segregation; intracellular signal transduction
Cellular component (GO): nucleus
Molecular function (GO): protein serine/threonine kinase activity; ATP binding
Source: RefSeq, a predicted model, not a curated record